AUGGAGCGAAUUAUAGCCAUCGACAAAGUUUCCCAGGUAAUUUUUAUGAUAUUUUAGUUCGGCAACACAAUUUUCCCGUUGGUUAAUUGGUAUUUUUGCAGGAAGAUGGCGACGACAAGAAGGAUUUGAGGAUUCUGGAUGAAAUGAGAAGAAAAACAACAACAAACAUAUCGAAUUAUUGGGACGAUCAAGGAUUUCACAGGAAAGACGGCGAUGUGAAGAAAUUUAUUAUUUUCAAUCAGCUGAGGAUUUGCAAACACAGAAAAACAACGCCAACAGGUACAAAUUCAAGUUUUUCAAAAAAAUAUAAGAAGAAACAACAACACCGAUAGAGAAAUCAAAGGAUUAUUUUGGAAGAUAAGAUUAUGAAGAAGAACAACAUUGAUCAUUUUAUUGGAUAGAAAUGAAGUAGAAGGUAGAGCGAUUCGAAGGAUUCUGAUCGAAUGUUUUAUGCUGGUUUUGGGAUGAUGAUUUCACCGGAAAUACGGCGAUUAUUUUCAAUAAGCUGAGGAUUCGCAAACAAAGAAGAACAACGAAGCCAAGGAAAUAUCGUGUUCAGUUGAAUUGGAUGAUGACAAAGGAUUUUCCAGGUAUUUUUAUUGAAUUUCAGGUUCAUCCAGUUAUUAUUUCUGAUUUAUUCAUCUGCUGUGAAAUGAUGGCAACGUGGAAGUAGGAUCAGGAAGGCAGAAAAAGAAGAAAAACAUCGACAAGGAUACUACUGAACUUGCGACAAAAUGCUGGAUUGAUAUACUCUCAAUUUCCGCCCUUCCGAUGUCAAGUCAAUCACGCCACUCUACAUACACUGUAUUGGAUAAAGGACGCGUCUUUAUUUAUCUUCUCCCAUCCUCUACAAACCUCCAGGUAACUCCUUUCACCCUUUUGGUUAUUGUUAUUAUUUUUCAAAAGACCCUGCUCACUCCAACAAACAAUACCUGUUUGUUUAUCUGUCUGUGUCUCGUCAUUUCUCACACACUCUCUCACACACAUGCAUGCCACUUUUCUUCUUUUUUGUUUUGUUUUAUUUGUUUUCCUUUUAACCACGCCUUUCUCAAUCAAUAAAUUGGUCUGCAGGUGUGUCUGCGUCUCUUUUUUUCUCUCUCUCUCAAGCACACACAUGCCACCUUUCUUCUUUUUCUUCUUUUCUUUUGUUCGUGUUUGUGUGUGUUUUCCUCUCCUAACCACGCCUUUUUCAAUCAAUUUAUUGGUUUUCAGGGAAAAGAACGACGAGCAAAUGGAUAGCGAAGGUGAAUCAAAUGAAUGGAGCAAAUUAUAGGCAUCGACAAAGUUUCCCAGGUAAAUUUUAUGAUAUUUUAGUUCGGCAACACAAUUUUCCCGUUGGUUAAUUGGUAUUUUUGCAGGGAAAUGGUGGCGACAAGAGGAUUCUGGAUGGAAACGAGAAGAAAAACAACGAAGAGAGGAAUUGAGAGGCUUUGGAAGUAAUUUGAGUGAAGCAAAGAAACAACAAGUGUAUCCGUCGCCGUGAAGACUUUUCAACAGAAGAACAGCUCCAAAAUGAAUAUUCAUUCUCAGAAGAUGGCAAUACAUUUCGUUGCUGAUUGAUCCAACUUGCGACAAAAUCAAAGCGACAACAAGAUUUCAAUGUUUUCGAGUGGAAGAUGAAGAGAAGAAGGAGCAGCUCAACAAAAUGGAGCCGCGAUUUUUGAAGGGCAAUUCUACUCACAACGCAUUUUUGACUUCUUGGAAUGUUUUUUGUUUCGGUCGCGGUUUUCCAGGUAUAUUUUUAUAAAAUGUGUUGUUCCACAGCUAUUUUCAUACCGUAGAUUAAUCGAGAUCAUUUUGCAGAUUGGCAAAUAUGUACAUCUUCGACAUUUUAUUGGAGACUCUUUUAUUCUCGACGUAUUUUUGGUUUUCAACUAUUUAUUCACUGCUGUGAUUCAUCCAUUUUCCAAGAAUCAUCCAUGUUUUUCAUUGUCACUGUUUUUUAAAGUGUCACAGAAAAAUGGAUGCUUUUUGGAAACAUUAUACUUUUCUCCUUCGGAAAAUUAUUAUGGGCCUAUGCAGAAUAAUAUUUUGUAAUAAAAAACAUUAAAAAACAUUUUUUUCCUAUGCAGAAAAACGUCGAAAAAACAAAAUAAAGACAACGUGAAAUUGAGAGAGCGCAGACAUAAAAUGGGUUUUUUGUCUGCACUCUCUCAAUUUCACGUUCUCUCUACUCAAAAUAGUAAACUGUAUAUUUUGUUUUUUCGACGUGUUUCUGCAUAGGAAAAAAAUGUUUUUUAUUACAAAAUAUUAUUCUGCAUAGGCCCAUUAGGAGAGAAAGUGCGCUCUAUUGCACUCGUUUCUCUCAUUUCGUCAUCAUUGUCUCUUCCUCUUUUUUUCUCGAUUUUUCGUUUUUGUCCUUAAUAUUACUCGUUUUUACUUAAUCAUGAAAACGAUUGAAUAUAAAAUGUGUUUUUUUCAGAAAUACUUGGAAAAAUGCCAGCUCAACUAAGAAUUCGCGCCGUAGAUGCAUCAACUGCGAAAACCAGAGGACAAAAAGCGAAAGUUGCUCCAGUGAACAAAGUUGCAACUCGUGGAAUUGCGAAAAGUGUGGCGAAAAUGGCUUUGGCUGAAACGACUGCGUCAAGAAGAAGAGCCAAGAGUGUUGCACCGAAGUCUGCUGAAAUGUCAUCCAAAAAGCGAAAAGAUGUGAGUUUUUUCUUCAUUUUGCCAAAACAUUUAGACGUUCUCUCAAAAAAAUUAAAUAACAAAAAGAAAAAGAUAUUAAUUAAAAUUUGAAUUUCAGGUCGGCGAGGUCAAUUCCGAAGAUGUUCGAAAUCAAAGAAGUUCUCGAACCCGCGGAAAAACUCCUGCUCCGAAAGCGAUUUCAUCAUCUUCACGAUCAACAGCAAAAUCUGCGCAAGGAUUGAAGGCGAAAAAAUCGGUUAGUUGAAUUUUUAUCUCCAAGCUUUCAACAAAAAAAUCAUGGAAAAGAAGAAAAUUUAGCAUUAAUCUGAAAAAAAUUUCAAACAAAAAUUGCAAAGUUUGAAAUAACAUAGAAUAUCAAUAAAAAUUUCAGACUCAAUCGGCUUCGAAAUCGAAUGACGUCAAAAGAUCGAGAUCCAAAUCGAUCAACCCAAAGGCUCAUGCAUCAGUGCCAAUUAUUCAUCGCCGUAUACUAGUUGGAGGAAUUCCUGGACCUGAAGCUUAUGUUCUUCCUUCACCCGAACCAGUUGCAACUUCAACAGGAGAUCAAUCGGAAGAUACUUCAACUUCUGCACUCUCAACGGAAAAAUCUGCGCAAGGAUCAUCGGCAGAUAAAUCGGUUAGUUCAAUUUUUAUCUUCAUAUAAAGCUUUCAACAAAAAUCAAUCGAAAAAAUAAAAAUUUAGUAUCAAUCUAGAAAGAAUUUCAAACCAAUUUUAGAAGAAGAAAUCAUAAAGUUUCAAAUUUCAAAAGGAAUAAUUUAAAAUAAACAGAAAAAAGUUUGAAAUAACUGAGAUUGUAAAUCAACAUUUCAGGCUCAAAUGCCAACGGAAUCCGUCAAUUCAAAUGCUGUCGCAACAUCAACAACAGUAUCAGAUGUUCCUCGUGCUAUGCCAGUUGAAGGAAUUCCUGGAUCUCAAGCUGAUGUUCCUUCUUCAACGGAACCAGUUGCAAUUUCAUCAGGAGACCAAUCGAGUCCAGAUGUUCCUUCUUCAACGGAACCAGUUGCAGUUCCAACAGGAGAUCAAUCCAGUCCAAAUGUACCAUCUUCCAGCGGACCACUUGCAAUUCCAUCAGGAGAUCAAUCGAGUCCAGAUGAUCCAUCUUCGAGCGGACCACUUGCAAUUCCACCAGAAGACCAAUCGAGAGCGGAUGUUCCAUCUUCCAGCGGACCAGUUGCAGUUCCAACAGGAGAUCAAUCCAGUCCAGAUGAUCCAUCUUCCAGCGGACCAGUUACAAUUUCAUCAGGAGACCAAUCGAGUCCAGAUGAUUCAUAUUUGACCGGACUACUUGAAAUUCCACCAGAAGACCAAUCGAGAGCGGAUGAUCCAUCUUCCAGCGGACCAGUUGAAAUUCCAUCAGGAUACGAAUCGAUAGCGGAUGAUCCAUUUUUCAGCGGACCAUUUGCACUUCCAUUAUUUGAUGUUGAUCCUUCGUUCAUAGCGGUUAGUUUUUUUUUGAUUUAUAAAGAAUUCUCAUCUGCAACUAGCAAAAAUUACCAGUGAAAAGUAUAAUUUUUAAUAUCCAACAAAAGUAAUCUCACAAGUUGAUAUGCAAAAAUUUCAAAUCAUUUUCAACCGAAGUUUAAAACCACUACAGUUUUCCACAAGCCUCAUGAAAAUUGGAAUUUCAGAAUGACCCCCCUCCACAACAUUUUGAUGCUCCAAUUCCUGAAUACUUUAUCAGAGAAUAUCAAAGACUUUUGCCUUUUACCAAUCUGAAAUUUAUCUCAUUGUUAGAUAUUGUAAGGUUGGAAACGCGGAUGGAGUAUCUGAUAGACAUAAAGAAACCUGAUAGUUAUGUACUGAUGAUGAAAGUCGAAAGAAGCGUAAUUUUUCGAAGUUUACCAGUGGAUAUGAUGACCGAAAAUUUGGAUUAUAUGCUCAAAAAAAGUUUAUCGCACGUUGAUGGGGAUAUAUAUGAAACACCAAUAAAUUUAACGUGAGUUUGGGUUGCGAGGGUCCUCACAAGGAAACGUUUUCAAUGUUCCCUCCUGAAAAAAAGUGAUACUAUGCGGAAAGUGUACAGUGCGUCCAAUAAAGAUAGGACCCCCUAGAAUUUGAGAUUUCCAAUGAAACGGUUAUAGAUGACUGAUAUUUGAGAAUGGGAAUCGUUUUUAAAUCAAAAAAUAACCCAGGAAACACAUUCCUAUGAUUUGUGAGUUGUUUCAUCUACACGUGACGUGAAAAUGCUGAUUUUCGAGCGUCCAAUAAAGAUAGGACCCCCCCCCCCACCAAAAAAUGAGAAUUAGCCUCGAUUGUUAUGAAUAUUGACUUUAGUUACCUAAAUAACGAUAUUGACAUGUGUUUUGAAUCAUAAAAUUCAAGAUAUAGUUCGCUCCGAACUUCUGAAUCAAAAUUUCAUAAUUAUUCAAUUUUUCAUCAAAAAUCAGUAUUUAGAAGCUAAUCUUAAUUGAAUCACAGUUUUUAUGUCUAAUUUAUCACUAAAUUUGCAUUUUGAACUAUUGUUAACAAAUUCCGAUGUCAAAUUUCGAUUUUCUGAUGUUUCGUUCCAGUCAUGUCCACUGAUCUUUUCGAUUCUAACAUCAAGAACAAUGAUUGUUUUGAAAUUUUGGAUCAUGAAUUUGCUGAUUAAUUGUUUGCGAGUGUUAGAAAUUUCACUCCAACAUUUUGAACAUUUGUUAUUCAACUUAUUUCAAUCAUGGCAUGAAACAUUUAAAAAUAGGAUGCGAAUAAAGAGAAAUGGAUUGUUAUUGAAACAAAUCUCAAAGAGGCGUGUAUAAGUUCAGGAGUAAUGUUUAAAUGAUUAGAUAUGGUUCAAAAUACGUUGUUCAUCCAAUUUCAGCUUCAUAAUAUAAAAUUAAUCGAUGUUCUUGGUGUUAGAAUCGCAAAGAUCAGUGGACAUGGCUGGAACGAUCUUCGAUGACAACUUUCCCAUGAAAAUAAAUUUUUGUUUCCAAAUUCCCUUUGGGCUUUUUCAUACCCAUGGGGGUACUACACUUUCCGCAUAGUAUCACCUUUUUUCAGGGGGGAACAUUAAAAACGUCUCCUUGUGAGGAAUUCAGAAGGCUUCAGGAAAAAAAAUAGUUUUUCACCAAAACACAUUUAAAAUUAUUUUUUCCAGAAUUUAUCAUCCAAAACUUCCUGGUGGUCUAUUAGCCUGGAACAACCAACCAAUGAGUGUGUUAAAUGGGGAAAAUGUGAUGACGCAUUUGUUGGCUGCUCAACAAUCACAUCCCGAAUUCAGAUUCGAUGAACAUCUUCGUGUUUUGAUUAAAAUCAAUUUGCCGCUGACUCACCCACGGUUUGAUGACAAUGCAGAAAAUACUCCUCCUCCAACUGCUCAAGAAUCAGGAAACACCUUUUUUAUGUAA
Messenger RNA from Caenorhabditis angaria, 5979 nucleotides. NCBI's taxonomy places the organism in Eukaryota, Metazoa, Nematoda, Chromadorea, Rhabditida, Rhabditidae. The record is from the annotation of a GenBank genome assembly.